Messenger RNA from Protopolystoma xenopodis, 396 nucleotides. The record is from the annotation of a GenBank genome assembly. NCBI's taxonomy places the organism in Eukaryota, Metazoa, Platyhelminthes, Monogenea, Polystomatidea, Polystomatidae.
AUGUUGCACUAUCUGGGUUGGAAUCUUACUGGGAGUACUGGCCAGACUUGGGCGGGGUCGAAGCUGCGGUCCACCUUGGAAGAGAAUUCCUUUUGGGAAGCAAGGCUAUGUGGAAUUGAAACUCGGGCUCGGAAACAAGUUAUUCGUGAGCUACGAAUUCUCUCCACCCUCGAACGGCGUCAGGCCCGUGAACUGACCGAGCGAGCCUCACAACAAAUGGAACUCCUUGAUACUAGGCUGCGAAAUGAAUUCCUGGUUAUCGAUUACAUAUCAAAUUUGGGAUGUUGCACUAUGUACGAAUCAUAUAUAUUUUCCUCAUUAUUUGUAACAUGUUUAGAUUAUGAAUCAUCUUUACUCUUCUCAUCACCUUCAUAUUCUUCUUAUCUGAUUGAUUGA